UCCUGGCAGACAUUCAAGCAACGCAUCGAGCUGUACCUGAUAGCUACGGAGCCCAUCAAACCACGCAGUAAGGAGCAGAAAGCUGCAAUUUUUUUGCACGUCGCCGGUCAAGAAGCAAUUGAUGUGUUCAAUACCCUGAACCUGACGCCGGAGGAAGCUAAAGACUACGAUGCUUUGGUUAAAGCGUUUGAAGCCUACUGCUUGCCCAAGUGUAAUGAGACUUACGAACGCUAUGUGUUUCGCUCGCGUCGUCAGGCACACGGAGAGCCAUUCGAACAGUUCUUUCGGGAUUUGCAGCUGAAAGCAAGAACGUGCAACUUUGGUGAUUUACGAGACUCCAUGCUGAGGGACCAAAUCGUGUAUGGCAUUUCUAGCGCUUCCCUGCGUGAAAAACUUCUUCGCAAGAAGGACCUGACCCUCGUCACAGCAGUGGAAUACUGCAAGGCUGAGGAACUUGCUGAAUCGCAAAAUAAAGCGUGGGCUGAAGAAAACAAGAUUGAACCUGUUUCAAGAACGCCACUUAAGAAGGGACGAAAAAAAUGCCGGUACUGCAACUUGUCACACGCGCCAAGAAAGUGUCCGGCGUACGGCAAAAUAUGCAACAACUGCAUGAAGCCUAAUCACUUCGCCGCCUGCUGUACGAGCAACCGAGCAGCAGUUGAUGACGUGGUCGACGGAGUGGAGAGCGACGGUGACUUCGACGUUCUGGAGAUCAGGACAACGGAAAGCAAGCGUGGUCACGAAAGUCGCGAUUGGGUUGUAACAACGAACAUUGAAGGAAAGCAGGUGCAGCUGAAGGUCGACACCGGAGCGCAGGCCAACUUGAUGCCGCGUUCGCUGUUCAACAGGCUCGGUACUAAACAGCAGCCGUACCCCACGAGGAGCAUCUUGCGUCAUUAUGGGGGUGGUGAAAUACCACACUGUGGAAAGGUUCGCCUCGCCGUGCAGUUAGACAAGCGACACGUUCUGCUGGAGUUCUUCAUAGUAAAGAAGAAGCAAGCAAUUUUGGGCCUAGAGGCUAGUGAGCAACUUGGUCUGGUCAACAGAGUCAACGCGGUGGACAACAGCGACGGAUACGCAAGCCUAAAGCAGACAUAUCCAAGACUAUUCACCGGCAUUGGAAGGACGCGGCGCGAGUACAAAAUGGUGCUUCGAGAGGACGCUGUCCCCGUAGUACAGCCAACCCGGCGCGUGCCUUACGCACUCAGAAAGCCACUCAAGAAAGAGCUCGACCGGAUGUGUGCCGCGAACAUCAUUGAGAAAGUGGAAGAGCCGUCGGACUGGUAUGUUCCAGGCAGCAAAUUAGUUGUUGCUGACACCUUGUCAAGAAUCCCCGCACAGGAACACCCAGGCAAGGGCACAACAGAUGUUGAAGUUCAUGCUGUUGGCGUCCUUACUUCAAGUGUGGGUCCAGCCACCCUCUCCCGUCUGCAGGCAGCAACGGCCAGUGAUGAAACGCUGCAAGAUGUCAUUUUGAGAUUGCAGUCGUCAAUCCCACAUACAAUUUCAAGUCCGCAUUUUCCCAGAUCCAACGGACUCGCCGAGAAGGGCGUCCAAGUGAUCAAGCGCAUUCUGGACAAGACGGAGAGGAGUAAAGAGGAUUUCUAUUUGGGCCUUCUGAACUACAGGGUGUGUCCUCUUGAGGAUGGCCGGUCGCCAUCAGAGCUGCUGAUGGGACGAAGUCUCAGAACGCUGCUUCCAGAUUUCUCAGUGUCACCCCCAAGGCCCGUGCGAAAACAUGUGCAAGCAAAGACCCCAAGAAGGUCACUUGCUCUAUUACAGAAGGGAGACGUCGUCCGCGUUCUCAAUGAUGGUAGAUGGGAAAUAAAAGCACAAGUCCAAGAUCUCGUGGCGCCAAGGUCGUACACCGUUCUGACAGAAGAUGGCCGGGUUUUCCGUCGAAAUAGACAACACCUCCGCAAAACGCCAGAAGCGUUCUGUCGAUUCUCCCAUUACAACGCCGACGACAGCGACGACACCUCCGAUUCAUCUACAAGUGGAGCCAUACCGCAGGGGCCAGAACCUCCGCAGGGUACGCAGGACCGACCGCCAGCCGGCACCUCAGGCUUACCGAACACUGACGACUUCUGCCGACGAUCCACUAGACAACAAAGACUACCAUCUCGCCUGACCUACACUCACGGAUUCCAGCAGAGUGAAACAGCCUAG
Messenger RNA from Rhipicephalus sanguineus (brown dog tick), 2169 nucleotides. RefSeq lists its product as uncharacterized. The transcript is spliced from 3 exons. NCBI's taxonomy places the organism in Eukaryota, Metazoa, Arthropoda, Arachnida, Ixodida, Ixodidae. Bases 340 to 2169 code for a protein of 609 amino acids. Gene Ontology annotation, molecular function: nucleic acid binding. The record is from RefSeq and is a predicted model, not a curated record.